Cuscuta campestris is the source of this 1513-nucleotide messenger RNA. The record is from the annotation of a GenBank genome assembly. NCBI's taxonomy places the organism in Eukaryota, Viridiplantae, Streptophyta, Magnoliopsida, Solanales, Convolvulaceae.
AGGCCGUCGCCCAUUUCAUCUCAGGUAUCAGCACCCAUCAUCAAGGAUUAAAAAUAGGUUGUUCUACUCCAGGCGUUGGAGUCUUGAAGACAGGGCAGAUGAUUUCUAUUGGGAACGACAAAGAGAAAGCACUUACCACGCAGGAGGAUUCCAACGCUCGAUGUCGCAUCCUAGGAGGAAUUUCUCCACUUCAGGUCCCUGGAGGGAAGGAAGAACGAAUCAAUGGAAAGAAGCUUCAGGUAGAAAAAGCCGGAACCCUAGAUUCGUUUUCCGUCUACAGUCCAAGAUUUGAAGCUAAUAGGAAAUUGGAACUAUCCUACGGGUCCAACUGCUGGGGAGACUUCAUCCGCCUACAAGAAUCUAGGUUUGAGGGUCAGAGGUGUAGUAUUAUCAUCCUGAUUGCUCAAAAAAGUGAAUUCCCUGCUAGUUUCUUCAGAGCUCUUUCAGAUUUCAUAGAGAUAGCUAAACGCCGUGACAAGGGACCGCAGAUGGGUAUUUCUAAAGCUUCUGUAAUACACUCGAGAGAUGCUGGAUUGUGGAGAAAAGUCUCCCAAGGAGACAAGGAGCUGCUUCAGCUCAAUGGUGACUAUGAUAAAGGGUGGCUGCUUAGAACCUUUGCAGGGAAGGAAGUACCAGGUAGAGAAGAUAUGCUGGUUUCUCUAAAUGCUGAUCAAGAGCAAACUCAUUCCAUUUGUGAGGACUUUAAGCCGGAGCAUAGCAUUGGGGGUUCUGACAUAAAUCCUUUUGUUCUAGACCCUAAGACCCUCUCACCUUUGGCAAAUGAAUCUAUCCCUCAAUCCAACUCUUUUAGCACCCUAGCGCAACUUGAUACUGUUAAGGUUGCAGAGGAAGAUCCUUUCCGACAUUUUGAAGAGAAAAGCUUGGUAUUUCGUUGUAAUGCUCUUGAGGAGAGAAUGUCCUCAAGUGAUGAACCCAUUUGGUACAACCAUUCUGAUGUUGAAGAUGCUCCAUUCAUAGUGUCAAAAUUAAGGCCCUUAGCAAUCAAUCUUUCUCGUUGCUCGACAAUCUCUAUGCAAUUGCCCAAACUUUUUAAACAAAGAAAACUCUUCGGGCAAGGUUCUUUCCACGAGUAAUAACUUUCUCACUUCGGGCAGGUAUGAUUCAGAAUAUGAUGAUCAUUUUGUUAGUGAUAUGGAAGGUGAUAUAGAUACUAUCUGUCGACCGAAUAAAGGUCAAAAACAGAGAGACUUUUCUGUUCAGGCCCCAAAACCAAAAUAGAAAGGGAGGCAACGUUCGAAAGCCCAAAAGAAGAAGGACAAGUCCACAGGCUUUGAGAUACAAAAGAAAGAAAAUACUCCUUUUAUCCAUUUGGAUGGAGGUCUUCACCCUCAAAGGAUAUGGACAAGACUUCCAGGGUCAUUUUGUUUUACAGCUUUUAUAUUGGUUUUCCUUUUAUUUUGUGGUGUAACAGUCUAGUCUGGCCUUUGUAGGGGUUCGGCCAACCCCCUCCCUUUGUAUCUUUUCCUUCUUUUAAUAAACUCAUCCGUUAUAU